AUGUCUCUGCACUUACACCCACCAGAUGAUUUCCUUACUUUUCCCUAUGAACUACCGUACGAUAUUCAGACAAGUCUGAUGCAACACAUUUACUCCUCCAUCGAAGACCACCAGGUUUCCAUUAUAGAGAGCCCGACGGGAACUGGCAAAACGUUAAGCUUGCUUUGCUCAAGCCUCACCUGGCUUUCGGAUAAUUUGAUGCGCUCGCACAAAGCUAUUAUGGCUUCUUUAGAUCAUGGCGACUGGGUCACUAUUCAGGAUCAUAACAGACGUCAACGUGAUCAGGAAAGGAUAGAAAAGGAAUACCAGAGGCGUCUCGCUGAAUUACGGAAAAAUGAACUCAUACUUAGGAAAGCGUCGUCUGGAAGAGUGCAUAAGAGGCGGGUACGCAGACAUCUUUCGCCUGCGGAUAUGGACAGCUCAAAAGACGAGUCCUUCCUACCGGAUAACGUUGACACCUCCGAUGUCAAUGAUAAUAUCAGUCCGGCCGUUCGUGCCCUCAUGAAAAAGGUUUCCCAGAACAAUGAGGAGGAGCCCAAUCCUGUGCCCAUACCUACAAAAAUAUAUUAUGCUUCCCGAACACAUUCUCAGCUUUCUCAAGUUUUAUCCGAGCUUCGAAAACUGAAACACUCCGCAAUUUUCACUUGCCUUGAAAUAGAUAACCUCGACGAAACAGAAACAGAUACGACCAGCAUCACGAAGACAACUGCUCUUGGCUCGCGCAAGCACCUAUGCAUCAACGAGGAAGUGAAACGGCUUAGGGACAUUGACGAAGCCUGCCGGGAGAUGCAGUCUGGUAAGACCAGCAAACGAUGCCCCCACCUCCCAUCUGGCGACGAUCGCACAAGGCUGAUGGAACUCAGAGAUCAUAUCCUGGCAUCUCCCAAAGAUAUUGAAGAAUUGGUGGAGAUCGGGCAGUCGCUAGGCACGUGCCCUUAUUUCGGGUCCAGGGAGGCAAUCCCACAGGCAGAGCUCGUACUACUGCCGUACAACCUCCUGCUCGAUAAGACAGCGCGAGAAGCGCUGAAGAUUGAUCUAACUGACCAGAUUGUUAUUAUUGACGAGGCUCACAAUCUUAUAUCGACGCUCCUUUCCCUGGCGACUAUAUCGCUCUCCUUCCGUCUAUUAUCCACUUGUUCAGAGCAACUUCGGAUAUAUUUCACGAAAUUCCGGACUCGCCUCACGUCGCACCACGCUCUACAUCUCAAACGAUUGAUGAUUCUACUGGAUGCUUUACGAUCCCUACUGUCAUCUAGCUCGACUCAGAAAGAUACGACGCAAGUCCUGACUGUUGGUGAAUUUACUCGUAGUCUAGGCCGCAAGGUGGAGGGCGUGAACUUCGCUGAGGUGGAAACUUAUUUACGUUCCAGCAAGAUAGCAAGAAAAAUAAGUGGCUACGCGGAUCAGGUGUCUCAGGAUACCACGACGGCAGGUCUGCCCCACGCGAGGGGAGGCGCUCUUCCUCCCCUGUAUGCAGUAGAAUCGUUCCUAAUGGCCUUAAAUAACCCAAGCGAGGAUGGUCGAGUCACUAUAUCAGGAUCCAAAGUAGAGGAGUCCGAGAUCAAGUACCAACACCUCAACCCGUCGACCCACUUCAUCGAGGUUAUCGACUCUGCUCGUUCGGUCAUUCUCGCCGGUGGUACAAUGUCACCGAUGUCAGAUUUCACCCAUCAGCUGUUCUCCCACAUACCUUCGGAGCGGAUAUCCACGUUCUCCUGCGGCCACGUUAUACCGUCUACGAAUUUACAGACACUUAUACUAAAGAAAGGACCAGCGGGCGGAGAUCUGCUUUUCAAGUAUGACCAGCGAAGCAACACGGCUUUGGUUGCCGAGUUGGGUCAAAUCAUCUCCAACUUCACAAACGUCAUAUCAGGCGGCAUGGUGAUUUUCUUUCCUUCGUACAGCUUCCUUGACAAAGUCAAGGUAGCUUGGACAGAAAGCAAGCUCCUUGAUAAGAUAGCCGCGAAGAAGAAAAUAUUCUAUGAGCCCCGCGAUAACGGAGAUGUCGAUGCAGUCCUGCAGGAGUAUACAAGACAUACUGACGACUUGGUAAAGGUGACUGCGGCGAAUGGUAGGAAGCCCGGCGCAUUAAUGUUCGCAGUCGUCGGGGCAAAGCUCUCGGAAGGUCUCAAUUUUUCGGACGAUCUGGCACGAGCCGUGCUUGUGGUUGGCUUGCCCUUUGCGAACUUAAAUUCCCCGGAGUUGAAAGAACGUUUGAAAUACGUGAAGGCCCUGCAGAGCAAGGGGGUUAUCAAAUCGGAUGAUUCUAGCGGUGCCAGAGAUGCCGGAAUGGAGCUAUAUGAGAACAUGUGCAUGAAUGCCGUGAAUCAAAGCAUCGGACGAGCUAUCCGGCACCGUGGCGACUGGGCCUCCUUAAUCCUGGUCGAUUGUCGCUAUGCGUCCCCUCGGAUACGCAAGAAACUCCCCAAGUGGAUCGGCGAUACCACGCUGAGCUGUGAGACGUUCGGACAGGCAAUGAAGGAACUGGGGGCAUUCUUUCGUCAGAAGCGGGGUUGA
Gloeophyllum trabeum ATCC 11539 is the source of this 2517-nucleotide messenger RNA. Its product is annotated as DNA repair helicase. Gene Ontology annotation, molecular function: DNA helicase activity; DNA binding; hydrolase activity, acting on acid anhydrides, in phosphorus-containing anhydrides. NCBI's taxonomy places the organism in Eukaryota, Fungi, Basidiomycota, Agaricomycetes, Gloeophyllales, Gloeophyllaceae. Gene Ontology annotation, biological process: establishment of sister chromatid cohesion; nucleobase-containing compound metabolic process. Gene Ontology annotation, cellular component: nucleus. The record is from RefSeq and is a predicted model, not a curated record. The transcript has 18 exons. The coding region runs from base 1 to 2517 and encodes 838 amino acids.